CCACGUGGCGCAGCUGUGAUGUAAGAGCAAAAUCAGCUGACUGGUGUUGAAUGAAGGCUGCGAGAUGACAUUUACUUUAUUAGUCUGUUCCUCCCCUGGACCGCGAGGAGGAUGGAGCAGGGCAGAGGUUCACAUGUUCUCUCCUCCCUGAAAGUUCCUGCGUCCUAUAAUGUGGAGGAACUUGUGGUUAAUGAGUUUAGUCGCUUGAAAGGCCAGUGCUACCUUGACCAUGCCAGCACCACCCUGUACAGUGAGGGACAGGUGCAGGAGGUGGUGAAGGAGCUGUCUAGGUCUCUCCUGGGUAAUCCUCACUCCCGUCAUGCCCCCAGCGACACUUCCACCCAGAAUAUAGAAGCUGUCAGACAUAGGAUCUUGAGACACUUCAACACCACAGAGGAAGAAUAUGACUUAAUCUUCACAUCUGGUGCCACAGCUGCCCUGAAACUUGUAGCAGAACACUUUGACUGGAACCCUGGACAGACAGCAGCACCAAAAGACCCCACAGCACUCAGCACCUUAGAGAGAGACACCACAGAGCUGAAGAACAAGUCACAACACUGGGAACAGAACAAGGAGGAGGAAUCAAGUGCGGGAGCUUUUGUGUAUGUGCAGGAGAACCACACCUCUGUCUUGGGCAUCAGAGGACCUGCUCAUGAAGCUGGAUGUGAUGUCUACUGCCUCACCACCACAGAGGCAAGAGAUCUGCUCAAGGAGGAUAUCACGAACAGUACUGAUGCAGAGGAAGGUUUUGUUACAGACUGUAAGAAUGGUGAAAAUUGCUGUGAUGACCCAAAUGCAUUAGAAUCAUGUAAAAAUCAUCCUAAAAACUCCAGCAGCCCAGGAUCCUCCACUAAAGAAGCCUGCUCACCCUCACCACACAAGUCACAAGGGCCAGCCAAGAGGAGGAAUUGUCUCUUUGCAUAUAGUGCCCAGUGUAACUUUUCUGGCAGCAAGGCACCCCUGCAGUGGAUCAGGAGGGUGCAGGAAGGGGCUCUACAUGGCCUCCUCUCAACACCACCCAUCAACAGGCAGCCAGCAGGGAGGAGCAACACUGAAAGCAGAGGAUGCCCCCAAGACUCCACCUGGUAUGUGGUCCUGGAUGCAGCAAGUCUUGUGGCCACCUGUCCCCUCGACCUCACUCGCUGGAAGCCUGAUUUUGUCUCAGUGUCCUUCUACAAGAUCUUUGGGUACCCGACUGGUCUAGGCUGUCUGCUGGUGGGGCGGCGGGCGUGGGGACAGCUGCGGAAGACAUAUCAGGGAGGAGGCACAGUGUUAAUGAUAGACUCAAGAGCGAUUGUGACUGUGCCAAGACCAACACUUCAUGAAAGGUUUGAGGACGGUUCCCUGCCUUUCCUGAGCAUCCCGGCGCUGAGACACGGCCUGAACACCAUCGAGAGGCUCACAGGCAGCAUGCACCACAUCGAGGCCCACGUCCACCACCUAGCCCGCUACACCCACCACACCCUGAGGAGCAUGAGGCACGCUGGGGGGACACCCGUGGCCUGCCUCUACCUGGCCGCGGGCGACACCUGGGGACUCAACUCUCAUGGCUCUAUUGUCAACUUCAACCUCAAGAAUCCCGAUGGUUCUUAUGUCGGAUAUGCUCAGGUGGAAAGAGUUGCGUCACUGUACAACAUUCACCUCCGCACCGGCUGUGUCUGCAACCCCGGGGCGUGUCAGGCAUACCUCGGCAUCACCCAUGAGAAGCUUAUUGGCCAGUUCAAGGCUGGUCAUGUGUGUGGAGAUGCCCUUGACCUGGUUGACGGGGAGCCCACUGGGUCGGUUCGGGUCAGCUUUGGCUACUGCAGCACCUACAACGAUGCUGAUCUACUGCUGAGGAUGGUGCAGGAGUGUUUUGUGGAGCAGCCGAUGACGUUUGACCUGAGCUGGAUGGAGGGGGAGGUUGACCUAAGCUGGAUGAGACGGGAGGAAGGAUCAGGAGGAAUUGAUAAAGGAGAAAAGGGUGAUGAUAAUGAAAGGGGAGAAGGAGUAACAGCCACUAAGGAGAGACAAACUAACAAUAUCAAGAAUGGAAAUAGUAAUAAAAAUAGUUGCAUCAUCAAAACCAACCCUCCAAAUCACAGAAACACAAUCCCAUCUUCCCUCCCCCUUACCCACAAUGCCUCACACCUCCAGGACUCCCCCUAUAGACUCACAGAUAUAGUAGUGUACCCUGUGAAGUCCUGUGGUGGAGUGCGGGUAGAGGCAUGGUGGCUGGGCGGGUCGGGGCUGUGGCUGGACCGGCAGUGGAUGGUGGUGACUGGUGGAGGGGCAACGCUCACCCAGAAGAGGCUCCCCCACAUGGCUCUCAUCUCCCCACGUUUUGAUCUGGAGUGUGGUGAACUAGUGCUGUCUUUUGAAGGAGAGGCAGAGGAACUAUGCAUCCCCUUGAACCCCACAGAGCCUCUAGAUACCACGGGGGCAUCCCUGUGUGGGGGUCGGGUGUGUGGGGUGAGGGUGCAAGGCCUGGACUGUGGGGAGGAGGCGGGGGACUGGCUCUCCCGGAUGCUGGGAAUGCCUGACCUGAGGCUGAUGAUGCAGACCAGUCAUCGGCCAGGGAAGCUUGGCAAUGGAGGCUCAGGUGCAUCAGGGGAGAGCCUUUCACUGGCCAAUGAGUCACAGUACCUCAUCAUCCACCGGCCAAGUGUUCGCAGUCUGCUGAGGGAAAUCAAGAGCAGGGGACUAGAGGAGCUGACUGAGGAUGAAUUGGUGAAGCGGUUUAGAGGCAACUUGGUGACGGAUGGAGGGGAGGCGUAUGAGGAGGACUCUUGGGAUACUUUGACGAUAAAUGGGACAACUUUGCAGGUUCAGGGAUGCUGUCGGAGGUGCCAGAUGGUGUGUGUGGUGUCAGGGUCAGGGCAGCGCACAAGAGAACCCAUGCUGAGUCUGUCUGCAGCACGUGGGUCUUCCAUGCUGUUUGGGGUUCAUGCUUCAGCCUCACCAGCACCUGCCAAAGAGAAAAGGGAGCUGUGCAUGGGAGCAUCAAUAAAAGUGACCAUGAAGUAAAAGAGAUUGCUGUGAUGAUGAAGUUAUUGUGGUAAAAGUGAUGAUGAAGUAACGAUGUGCUGCCUUGAGGAAAUAGAAGGAAGGUGUGGAGAAGCAUUAGUACAAGUAAAAGAACGAAGUACAAGAUUACUAAAAAAAAAAAAAGAAUUGUAUUUAGGACCAGCUACAGAAAUGACCUUGUAAUAGAGAUAUGUCGUCCAUGGAAAAGAUGAAGCUAUAAUAGAAGUGGUGAUGAAAUAAGAAAGAUGUACAGUUCUGAGAAAGAGAAGAUGAAAUGAAGGGACAGCUGAAGAAGUCCCAAGUAAAAGAAGCUGUAGCAGUAGAAGAGAUCAUAAAAUAAGAGUUAAGUGCAAGCCUGAGAAAGAGAAGCAGUAGUAGUUGUGGUCAUGAGGUGAAAGGAGGUACAAUGCCUUGUGUGUCUUAAGAGAUAUGGCAAUUACCUCAAGAUUUCAAGUCCAUAUUAACUUUUAGGGAAUGCAGCAAGGAAAGACAAGAGAUGGGUAUGAAUGUGUAUGGAAGCAGCUGAAGCAGAACAGAGAAAAGGUGGAAAGGUUACACAAGAAGCAUGAGAGAGAGGUCUGAGUGGAGAAGAGUGCAUAUUAGUACAUCUUGGACAUAUUUUCUUUUCUUUAUGAUGCUAUUCAUUGUAUUUGUAAGUUGUAUUUAAGCUAUUAUCAAGUUUGAAGGUCACAUUGAUGUGCCACAAUGUUUCAUUCCUGUACAAGAUAAUUCUGUGAUAAAUUGUACCUGUUGUUUGAAAUAUAUACAGAGAAUACAAACCCGUGCAAUUUAUACAAUAUUUAUUGUGACAAAUUUACAUUACAUCUGGUUAUUUACAUGUUAUUGACAAUAUAAUCUAUUUUACAAUGA
Molecule: messenger RNA, 3876 nt
Organism: Portunus trituberculatus (swimming crab)
Lineage: Eukaryota; Metazoa; Arthropoda; Malacostraca; Decapoda; Portunidae
Gene: mal
Product: molybdenum cofactor sulfurase-like
Exons: 12
Coding region: 112-3006 (964 amino acids)
Biological process (GO): Mo-molybdopterin cofactor biosynthetic process
Molecular function (GO): pyridoxal phosphate binding; molybdenum cofactor sulfurtransferase activity; molybdenum ion binding
Source: RefSeq, a predicted model, not a curated record